AUGUCCUCCAAACACUUCAUAAACGACCCCACCCACCUCGUCCUCUCCGCUCUCAAAUCCAUCACCCUCACCAACCCCACCACCGCCCUCGACGAGGAGAAUAAGAUCGUCUACCUCCGCCCCGAUGCCGCGAAGCAACAGGUCUCCAUCAUCUCGGGCGGUGGCAGCGGCCAUGAGCCUUCCUUCGCUGCCUUCGUUGGCCCGGGUCUACUGUCUGGAGCAGUAGCAGGAACCAUCUUUGCUUCACCCGGCGCCGAACAAGUCCGACGAUGCAUCGGCGAGCGCGUGGAGACAGGCAAGGGCGUGUUGGUGGUGGUGAUGAACUACACUGGCGACGUGCUGAACUUUGGCAUGGCGGUUGAGAAGGCCAAGGCUGCGGGUGUGCAGGUCGAGAUGGUGGUUAUGGGCGACGAUGCAGGUGUAGGACGGGCGCAGGGCGGGAAGGUGGGGAGGAGAGGGAUUGCUGGGACGGUGCUGGUGCAUAAGAUUGCUGGUGCGUUGGCGGCGGAAGGGGCGGAGCUGAAGGAUGUGCAUCGUGUCGCUAAGACCGUGGCGGAGAACACGGUCAGUAUCGGGAGCUCGCUGAUGCAUGUGCAUGUACCUGGGCGAGAGGCCGGUGGGGAGGAAGAGCUGGGUCAGAGUGAGGUGGAGAUCGGGAUGGGAAUACACAACGAGCCUGGGUCGGAGAAGUCGAAGGAGGAUCUACCAGGAAUUGUGAAGAGGAUGCUGAAGUACAUGCUCGACCAAAGCGAUAAGGACCGCGCAUUCUCCAACAUCAGCUCCUCCAAUGAGACAGUCCUGCUGGUCAACAAUCUCGGCGGCGUCAGUGUGCUCGAGAUGGGCGGCAUCACUACCGAAGUCGUCAACCAGCUUCAACAGACCUACUCCAUCAAGCCCGUCCGCAUCAUCUCUGGCACCUUCAUGACCAGCCUCAACGGCCUAGGCUUCAGCCUGUCACUGCUAAAACUCCAAGAUACAGGCGUCUCGAAAUCCAUGCUCGAGCUCCUCGACGCCCCUGCUGAGGCGUCCGGCUGGUCUGCGGCUGUCAAGUCCUCCACCUGGGCCAAUCCGCCCACCAAGACCCGCGAUGCAGGCUCGGGAUCGACGGGCCAGAACAAACCAUGCGGUAUCAGCAUCGACCCCAAACAAGCCGACAAAGCGCUCCGCAACGCCUUGCGAAAACUCAUCGCCGCAGAACCAGAUAUUACAAAAUACGACACCGUCGUCGGCGAUGGCGACUGCGGGAUAGGCCUCAAGCGCGGUGCCGAAGGCAUCCUCUCUUACCUCGACGAAGGCAAGAACGAGCAGGACGCCGCAUUAUUCCUCGAUGGCAUCAUCAGCGUAGUCGAGAAAACCAUGGACGGCACUUCCGGCGCGCUUUACGCCAUCUUCCUCAACGCUCUGGCCGGCGGUAUCCGCCAGCAAGGCUCCUCCUCAUCGCAGUCCGCCGACCCAGCUAUCUGGGCCAAAGCGCUGAAAGCGGCUUUAGAUGCCAUGAGCAAGUACACCCCCGCGCAGCCCGGCGACAGGACAUUGGUCGAUGCGUUGCAGCCAUUUGUCGAGACUUUGGAGAAGAGCAAGAGUGUGGACGAGGCGGCGAAGGCGGCAGAACAAGGGUCCGCGAAGACGAAGGGCAUGAAGGCGAGUUUGGGAAGGACGGUGUAUGUGGGCGGGAGUGGGUUUGAAGAGGUGCCGGAUCCGGGGGCGCAUGGGCUGGCGGUGUUUUUUAAGGGGUUGGGUGAGGGGUUGGACUGA
This is a messenger RNA of Saxophila tyrrhenica, 1755 nucleotides long. It is a transcript of the gene dak1, whose product is annotated as dihydroxyacetone kinase Dak1. Lineage: Eukaryota; Fungi; Ascomycota; Dothideomycetes; Mycosphaerellales; Extremaceae. Gene Ontology annotation, biological process: glycerol catabolic process. The coding region runs from base 1 to 1755 and encodes 584 amino acids. Gene Ontology annotation, cellular component: cytosol. The record is from RefSeq and is a predicted model, not a curated record. The transcript has a single exon. Gene Ontology annotation, molecular function: ATP binding; glycerone kinase activity.